Pelodiscus sinensis (Chinese soft-shelled turtle) is the source of this 3333-nucleotide messenger RNA. Lineage: Eukaryota; Metazoa; Chordata; Testudines; Trionychidae. The record is from RefSeq and is a predicted model, not a curated record.
GCGUUUGUGUCUGUCUGGGUGUAGAGUGGGGGUGGAGGGACUAUUGGGGUAUGGUGAAAACGUGCCUGAGUGCACCUUAGAGAGUCACGUCUGUGAGGGCUGUCACGGGGAAGGUGCCUUAUGCUGUGGUCACUACAGAGGACAAGGAGCCUGGCAUUGCCACUUACCAGUUAAGAGAAACUGUCCAGCUCCAGCCCCCGUCUAUUCCCACCAGCUGUGCCAUGUGCUGAACAGGAAGCCCUCCUUGCCUUACCCCAUCCUUCGUCAUUCCAAGACCAGCACCCGAGUUCCAUCGGACAGACCGAUCCAGUCCCCGAGGGCCAUCUCUGGCAUGACUGCACGGCUAAGGAGACCAUUGCUUAGGAAGUGUGGGCCCCUCCUGUGCUCUGCAGGGAUGAAGUCUGCUCUUCCCCUCCUGCUUUACCUCUGGCUGUCCAUUCCCCUGGAUGUUUUGCUGGCAUCAAGAACCACUCUGGGACUCUCAAAUCUAACUUGCUUUUAUGACACGCGGGCGACUCUCUUUUGCACCUGGGCUGCAGACAAGAGUCUCACAGAAACACCGUGCCGACUUCAUGCCUUUUUUCAUGAAGAUAUUGAUGGGAAUAAAACAAGGAAUUGUGAAUUACCCAUCACGACACCCAGUAGAUGUGAACUAGCCUUCAAUGAAAACAUUGAUGUUCAGGUCUUCAUCAUAUCCGACUCAGUUUACCUGACUGUGUCCUGUCAAACUGGGGAAAACUGGACAACUGUGGUGCAAGAGCAGGAAUUCAAACCAUGGCAUAACAUCCAGCUGAGACCUCCUGACAGCCUGCAAGUGGUAUACACCAGCGACUCCAGCUGCAACAUAACCUGGAGGGUUCCUAGUUCCUCUCACUACUUACGUAAUCAACGGGAAUUUGAAGUGCGGUACAGACAUCCCAGAGAGCCCUGGGAGACUGCCAAGCUCCUCCCGAUCAAACAGAACCAGACUUGGGUGAAGAUUGAAAACCUGUCGCCUGACUCAAAGUAUGAGGCCACCGUUCGCGUGACACCAAAGACAUGUGGUGUGUGGAGCAACUGGAGCAAGACGCUGGUGUGGAGGACAAAUCGUAGCAGUGUGGCACAUGGGCCCAGGCUUGGAUAUGCAGGACUCUCAAAUCUAACUUGUUCUUAUGACUCGCGGGCGACUCUCUUUUGCACCUGGGCUCCAGACAGCCGUUUCACAGAAGCACCUUGCCGACUUCAUGCCUUUUUUCAUGAUGAUAUUGAUGGGAAUAAAACAAGGAAUUGUGAAUUACCCAUCACGACACCCAGUAGAUGUGAACUAGCCUUCAAUGAAAACAUUGAUGUUCAGGUCUUCACCAUAUCCGACUCAGUUUACCUGACUGUGUUCUGUCAAACUGGGGAAAACUGGACAACUGUGGUGCAAGAGCAGAAAUUCAAACUAUUCCACAACAUCCAGCUGAGACCUCCUGACAGCCUGCAAGUGGUAUACACCAGCGACUCCAGCUGCAACAUAACCUGGAGGGUUCCUAGUUCCUCUCACUACUUACGUAAUCAACGGGAAUUUGAAGUGCGGUACAGACAUCCCAGAGAGCCCUGGGAGACUGCCAAACUCCUCCAGAUCAAGCAGGACCAGUCAUGGGUGAUGAUUGAAAACCUGUCGCCUGACUCAAAGUAUGAGGCCACCAUUUGCGUGAAACCAAAGACAUGUGGUGUGUGGAGCAAUUGGAGCAAGACGCUGGCGUGGGAGACAAAUUGUAGCGAUGUGGCACAUGGGCCCACGCCUGCAUAUACAGUACUUCCCUUGGGGGACAUCCAGCUUACAAUGCCAGUCCUUGUAGGGACCACCUGCACCAUCCUCCUCCUUGUCAUCAUCUUCUUCAUCGUCAACUCACAGCCAAUGAAAUGGCUUAAGAAGGUGCUGAAGAUUUAUAUUCCAGACCCAGACAAGUUCUUCCCCCCACUGAGCACUGUGCACAGAGGUGAUGUUCAGAAGUGGUUCUCCUCUCCUUUUUCCACGUCUCUCUUCAGUGUGAGCAGCACCUCCCCAGAGAUCUCAGAGCUAGAGAUUGUUCAGAAGGAGAAUCGGGAAUCCCAGUUUCUCCUUCAAAAGGCCUUUCUCACCUCCAGCGCCCCCACAGAAACCAGCAGGAACUCACUCUCCAGCUGCUUCACCAACCAAGGCUACUUCUUUUUUCACCUCCCUGACUCCUAUGACGUUGAGCCCUGCCAGGUGUAUUUCACUUACGAGCCCUUCACCCGGAAGGCCAGUGGCAGUGACGAUGGUGAUUCCUAUGGAACACUCUCCUCACCGGAUCUCUGCAUGCUAGAAGAUGACCUGCCACUGUUCUCCUCCAGAUUUCUUCAUUGCACCCAAGGGAACCAAGGUUUCCAAAACAGUUUGUUUGUGGGAGAGACACAGAGCGCAACCAAUGGGCUUGGAGCACUGCCUGAGGCUCUUUCGUCACCCAACUGCCCCUCCCCAGCUUUGGAACUGAAACAGGAUGAGAAGGUGAAUGGGAAUGUCACAGUUUUACAGGUCUCUGAAUUCCAACAGGAGCCUGGCACGGUCCUCUCUGAUCUCCCUGGGCUGCAUGACAAUGAUGGCAUUCAAACCACAGAAGAGGUUGGGGAUGCAGACCCUCAAAUCAGUCCCACUACUACUACUAUGGCUAGUUCUCCGUUUUCCCAGCCCAUGACUCUGCAGCAAGGUCAAGUGGAUGAUCUCCACAGGACUGCUUCCUUCAGCCAGGUCCCAAACGCUGGGGCCUACCUAUCUUUGAGUGAGCUCCAAAGCCAAUACAGCCAUUGUUCCAUCUACGAGCUGCCUUCUGAAUCCUGUGAGCUGCAGGCCUUCUCUGGAAGGAGGGACGGACAAACAAACAGAUAAACUUGCCUGUCUGAGAGAAUAAGAAGUUGAACAUCAGUUUCCACGAACCCAACGGGACCUAUCUUUUGACUAACAUGGAAAAAGACCCUUGUACUUUUCACUAGUGCAGGAAUUCUGAGAGCUUGGGUGGCCACCCAGGAGAGAAUCAAAUGCCGCCCAGCUGAGUAGUAGAGCGCCCACAGUGCCUAGAGCCAGCAGCAUGUGUUUCUAUUGGUGGUACACAUCAGCGCAUGCCUCAGUGUGCAUAAAGAAAUGUAUUCUGCAUGUGGAUAGAAAAAAUUAGAGGGAACAUUGGUCGUGAGUUCUCAGGGGCUUGCAAGAUUAUUACCUGGGGGGGAUCACAAACUGCACUUCACCUCUGGCAUUUAUAAUAGUUCUUAUUAUUAAAAAAGUGUUUUUAAUUUAUAAGGGGAGGUUACACUCAGAGGCUUGCUGUGGGAGGAGUCACCAGUACAACAGUU